This is a messenger RNA of Mycotypha africana, 3186 nucleotides long. RefSeq lists its product as uncharacterized. Gene Ontology annotation, molecular function: phosphopantetheine binding. NCBI's taxonomy places the organism in Eukaryota, Fungi, Mucoromycota, Mucoromycetes, Mucorales, Mycotyphaceae. The record is from RefSeq and is a predicted model, not a curated record. The transcript is spliced from 3 exons. Bases 1 to 3186 code for a protein of 1061 amino acids.
AUGCUUGGACUUAAUGCACCAGCAGAUGUUAGCUUUGUCAAGUGCGAAACAGUUGUUAAUCACUUCAAGGCUUUCAUUAAUCUUAUGAAUCAACAAUGUGAUUUCCAUGCUGGCAAACCUAUGGCACGUUAUUAUUCUAACAAAAGCAAUUCUUACAAGAUUCUGACUUACCGCGAAGUUGACCGUAUGGCUACUAACUUGGCUUGCAAAUGGGCGGAAUAUGUUAAGGAUAUACAAUGUAUCUCUUUUAUGAGUGAUCAUACCAUCGACUAUUUGAUCACCAUGUUGGCUUUAUUGAAGUUAAGGGUUACUAUGCUUGCUGUCUCCCCGCGUAAUUCUGAACCUGCUAUUGUCAACCUUUUGGAGAAGACGAAAACUAAACUCUUUAUUGCCAACAACAAGUAUGAAGCCAUCACUAAGGAUGUUGUCAAACAGGUCCCCGGUGUCCAACUCAUUUUGAUUGAUGCUCUUGAUAUUAAUACUCUUUUAAACGAACCUGUGAAUCCUGUGUACACUAAUGUUCUUGAUCUUGAUUUUUCUGAUGAAGAUAUUGAAAAGAGUGCGUUGAUUAUUCAUAGCUCUGGAUCAACAAAUUUCCCCAAGCCUAUCUAUCUCAGUAACCGGUAUUUAAUCAAUAUCCUUAAACCCAUUGGUUCUCUCAUUAACACUAAGGAAAAUAUGCCUCACAUCACCGAAAAAGAUGUUAUGCUUGCUUUGGCGCCUUUGUUCCAUAUUUUCGGUAUUUUUGCGAAUUUCUCCAUGUACGUUCUCGGUGGUAGUAGCGUCUUUGUCGAAAAGCUUCCUCCUUCCUUGAAUGAGAUUUUUUCUGCUCUCAAGGAUAAUGAAUGUACAGUAGCCGCUCUUCCACCUCUUCUGAUUGAACAGAUGAUUCCUUACCUUGAAGAAACCAACGAUUUUACUGAUGUUCAACGCCUCAAGUAUACCUUUUAUGGCGGUGCUCCUCUCAAGCAUGAAUCUGGUGAAUGGUUGCACGCUCAUGGUGUCAAUGUUCGUGAUUUGUACGGUACUACUGAGAUCAAUGCCUUUAUGACCUCUAAUCUUGACCCCAAGAGCAAGCAUUGGGAUUCUUUGACACCUUAUCAUUUAGAUGCUGAGGGUAAAUCAUACGCUGUAUUCGAAACCAAUGACCCCAGUGAACCCCAUAUCAAGCACUGCUACAUUCGUGGCGAUUGUCCUUUUCUUGCUACCAAUGUUUCCAAUCGUUCCGACGGGGGCUACGAUACCAAUGAUUUGUUUAUAGAGAACCCUGAAGCUCCCGGAUACUGGAUCUAUUUAGGUCGCCGUGACGAUACUUUGAUCAUGGAAAACGGUGAAAAGACGAAUCCUGUACCUAUGGAAGCUACUAUUCGUCAAAGUCCUAUGGUAAAGCAAGCUGCAGUUAUCGGUCAAAGUCGUCAAUUAACCUGCUGUCUCGUUGAAAUCGAUAUGGAAUAUGCUAUGCAUUACGCUCCCGAUGAAGUUAUUAAUGCUGUUCACAAGGCCGUUGAAAAGGCGAAUAAGGAUUGUCCUAGCCACAGUACUAUUUUACCUCAAAUGGUCAAGAUCUUACCUUUUAACAAGUCUCUGCCUUCUACUGACAAGGGUACUUUGAUGCGUAAACGUGUUGAAGCCUUAUAUGGUGAUAUGAUUGAACAACUGUACAGGAACUUUUUGGAAGGCCCUGCUCGCAAGAAUGAAUCCAGUGCUGAUACUUCUCAAUGGACUGCUGAGCAAAUUGAAGACUUUUUGGAGACGUGUGCAGCUGAAGUGUUGGGUAUUCCCAAAUCUGUUCUUGCUGAAGAUCACAAGCAAUCCGUGUUUGACCUCGGUCUUAACUCUCUUUCGGCUAUUCAACUCCGUAAUCGCAUUUCUGAGUACUUUGGUCAUACUCCUCAAAACUUCUUAUUCCAGCAUCCUUCCAUUGCUGCUAUGCGUGAAUAUUUAAUGAGCCAAGAAAAAGAGGAUAUCUCUGAGCAAAUCGAGAAGCGUUAUCAACAGGCUAAUCAGUUAGCCAAAGACUAUAUCAGAAAGGCUGAGGCCGAUUUCCCCGUGGCUCAAAAUGAUUAUAGUAACAAGCAAGACAAAGUUAUUCUCUUGACUGGUGCUACAGGUUCUCUGGGCUCUUUCAUGUUGCGUGAUUUGUUGAAGGACCCUAGUGUUAAGAAGGUCUACUGUUGUGUCCGUGGUAAAGAAUCAGAAUUGUACAACCGUCUCGUCCAAGCUUUCGAUUCUCGCGCUCUCGAUUUGUCUCUUUUGAAAAAUACUGAUCGUGUUGAAGCUCUCCCUAUGCGUUUUAAUGAACCUUUCCUCGGCUUUUCUGAAGAGAAAUAUAAUCAAUUGAAGAACGAAGUUACUAUCAUCCAACACUGUGCCUGGUUACUGGAUUUCAACAUGCCGGUUGACCACUACGAUAAAGAGUGCAUUGCUCCCUUUUACAAUCUUUUGAAAUUUGCUUAUCGUGAAAAGAACCCUAUGCAUGUUCACUUUAUUUCUAGUAUUUCUGCCAGUGCUGCUUGGGAUAAAGAAAUUCCUGAGGAGCCUUUACCUUUGGAUUCUCAUGUCACAAUGCCUAUGGGCUAUGCUCACUCAAAGUUUGUUGUCGAAAUUCUUUUCAACUUCUUGACAACUGAAAGAAACUUCCCUUGCUACAUCGAACGUCUUGGUCAAGUUUGUGGUGACUCUGUCAAUGGGGUAUGGAAUACUUCUGAACAGUAUCCUCUCAUGUUCGUUGGUGGCGGUUCUAUCAUGCACAAGAUGCCCGCUUUGGACACCGUCAUUGACUGGAUUUCUGUUGAUUAUGCUUCUGCUACCAUUGUUGAUAUCAUGCUUCGUACCGCCUAUAGCAAGGCCAACGCUAAAGACUCUAUCUAUCAUAUCGUCAAUCCUCGACUUGUGAUGUGGUCUGAUGUUCUUAAUGCCAUGAAACUAGCUGGUAUGAAGUUCGAUGUUGUGUCUCCUGCCGAAUGGGUUGAAAGCUUAGCCCAAGAUGAUACGAAUCCUGCAUACCGUUUGAUAUCUUUCUACGAAACCAAUUUUAAGAAAGCUUUCAAGAUGCCUGUUUGGAAGACUGAGAAGACAAGCACUAUGGCCCCUGUUAUCCAAAAAUCUCCCGUUCUCGACUCCACGUUGUUCGGCAAGUUUUUGGCUCGCUGGCAAUUUGUUGGCUUUUAUAACCCUUCUGUUUAA